ACUGGCAGCAGGGGCAGAAGCUACAGCAGGCAUCCCACGACCACGCGGCCAAGCACGAUGAGCUGUGGCAGCAGGUGGGCACCCAGGAGCAGCGGCUGGGGCAGGCGGGUGAGGCGCUGGUGCAGGCGCAGGAGGAGCUGGCACGGACCCGAGCGGAGCUGGUGCAGGCACGGCAGGAGGGGAACCGCAGCCAGGAGGAGCUGCAGGAGACCAGGACGGUGCUGCGGCAGACCAGAGUGGACAUGGAGCGGGUGCAGGAGCGGGCCAGGGACCUGCAGCAGCAGCUGGAUGAGAGUAAAAGAGCUCUGGCCAGCGCACGGCCCUGCCAGGUCACAGACUGCUGCCCGGAGACCUGGGUGCUGCACCACGGGAAGUGCCUGCUCCUCUCCAAGGAGAAGAAGAACUGGGAGGACAGCAAAGAGUGGUGUAAACAGAAAUCUGCACGGCUCCUUGUGCUCCAGGACCAGGACCAGACCAAGAUGCCGAGCUUCCUCACCAACACGGACGUCUCGUACUGGAUCGGGCUUCAGCGAAUCAGCAACGAAUGGCUCAAAUGGACUUGGGUCGAUGGGACUCCAUGGACUUGGGUCGAUGGGACUCUGUACACAGGUUCCAGGUGGUGGGAGCUUGGAUGGGAGCACAACUGUGGAGCAAUGAAAGGGGGAAGCAUGGUGGCCGCAGAUUGCUUUUCCGAUGACGCCAAGCUCCCUGCAGUCUGCGAGAAGCUGGCCCGCGAGCCCGGCAUGCCCCCAGAGCCGUUUCUGUUCCCCCACUGAGGAAUGAAGGAGACGGGCCUCUUGGCCUGCGGCCAGGACACUUCUCCACAUCCCACUUGCACCCUGGAGCCAGGACUGCACAGAGGGCUCUGGGUGAGGGCGGACCAGGGCUGAGCAGAGCGCUGCCAGCCUCUCCCAUCCCUGACCUAACGCUGCUGCUGAUGCAGCCCAGGACGGCAUUUGCUCUUUCUGCAGCUCCUCGCAUGGCAGAUGUGCUGGGCCCAUGAUGCACCGAAGCCCCACAUCCUUCUCCGUAGCACUGCCCACAGCCACAAAUCUCCCCUUCUGCCCCUGUGUUCACGAUGCUUCCUCCCAAGGACAGUGCUGUGCAUUGGUCAGCAUUGGACUACAUCCUGUCGGCUCCAGUCCAGCUUUCCAGUGUGUUGAGAUCCUUAAUGCACACGUUGAACAUCACCAGGCCCAGGACAGACCCCUGCGGAGCUCUGCUCAAAGCCUCCUGCCGUCCUGGCGUGGACCCGGUCAGAAUUACCGACCCCUUUGCUGGCGGCGAUGGAGCCAGUUGUCUGCCCACCAUAAAGCAGCUUUGAGCAGCCCACGUUUCUCCACUUUGUUUCUGAGGUGGUCUUGUGGGAUCUUGUCCAAAGCCUUGCUGAAGU
This is a messenger RNA of Alligator sinensis (Chinese alligator), 1393 nucleotides long. RefSeq names its product CD209 antigen-like protein C. Gene Ontology annotation, molecular function: transmembrane signaling receptor activity. The record is from RefSeq and is a predicted model, not a curated record. The transcript has 4 exons. NCBI's taxonomy places the organism in Eukaryota, Metazoa, Chordata, Crocodylia, Alligatoridae. Gene Ontology annotation, cellular component: plasma membrane. The annotation marks the transcript as partial.